AGGAAGACGGACAGAAACGGACAGAAGCAGAAAUGUCUGAUCAGUGUGAUCUGUGUCUGCUGGGACUGAUCAUUCUCUCUUCACUUCUCACAGGCACCAGUGGAGUGGAUGAUGAUCAUGUGUUCAUCAGUUCUGGUGUAGAUGUCCGUCUGUCCUGUAAUAAAACUCUUUCUGACUGCAAAUCAACAUCAUGGUUCUAUAGCAGAUUCAGACGUUCAGCAGCAGUUGAACUGAUUAGUUUAGGGAUAAAGAAAGACACAGAGAGACAUGAGAGACUGAGUCUGGAGUCUGACUGCUCUCUGAACAUCAAGAACGUCACAGAAGAAGAUUAUGGAUUAUACAACUGCAGACAAUAUGUGAACGGACAGAAACAAGGAACUGAUGCACAUGUUUAUCUGCAUGUUCUUCAUUCCUCACAGACUGAGAUCAGUCCAGGCCGCUCUGUGACUCUCUCCUGUCAGUUGUAUUCAUAUAUUAGAUUCUCCUGUGAUGAUCGGGUUCGUUCUGAGGGAUUUGAGCUGUUGUGGGUGAAUCAGGCUGGUGUUGAUCUGAAGACAGAAAACAGAUAUCUGAUAUCAUCAUCAUCAUCAUCAUCAUCAUAUCGCUGUAUCAUCACUCUGACUACAACACUCCUGAAUGAAGAUAACAACAGAGAGUGGAGAUGUCAGGUUACUCACAGAAAUCAACUCCAGACAUCAGUCACAUACACUGUCAAGUAUUCAGCUCCAGUCUCUUCAACAACACUGACUCCAGUCAGCAGAUCAAACUCUGAGAAGACAUCAAGCAGAACUACAGCAACAGCUCCUACACAAGUUGUAACAUCAACUACAGCAACAACACUGACUCCAGACACCACAGCAAGCUCUCUGAAUCCAGGUCCAGCUGAUACAGCUUCAGAAACUGCUGGAUUAUUAUACAGAGUGAUUGUGAGUAUUGUUGAGAUUGCACUGUUUGCUGCUCCUACUGUGAUUCUUCUUCAGAUCAUCUGUGCAAGAAGAGCUGGGAGGAAGAACUUGAAGCACCCAGAGGAAAUAGAGAUGCCUGCAAUAUUACAAUAAAAUACUGGUGAUGUGUGUGAACAUUCAUCUUCUGCAGCUCCAGUCUCUUCAACAACACUGACUCCAGUCAGCAGAUCAAACUCUGAGAAGAC
This is a messenger RNA of Pimephales promelas (fathead minnow), 1150 nucleotides long. NCBI's taxonomy places the organism in Eukaryota, Metazoa, Chordata, Actinopteri, Cypriniformes, Leuciscidae. The record is from RefSeq and is a predicted model, not a curated record.